Messenger RNA from Brassica napus (rape), 1863 nucleotides. Its product is annotated as SUPPRESSOR OF GAMMA RESPONSE 1. The coding region runs from base 233 to 1618 and encodes 461 amino acids. Lineage: Eukaryota; Viridiplantae; Streptophyta; Magnoliopsida; Brassicales; Brassicaceae. The record is from RefSeq and is a predicted model, not a curated record. Gene Ontology annotation, biological process: regulation of DNA-templated transcription. Gene Ontology annotation, cellular component: nucleus. Gene Ontology annotation, molecular function: transcription cis-regulatory region binding; DNA-binding transcription factor activity. The transcript is spliced from 6 exons.
CUCUCUCUCCACUACCCAGUGAUCUCCGGGGAAGGACUAAAGAUUUUUAUAUUUUCUCUUAAAAUCUUUUUUUUGUUUCUCUUUAAAAUAAAAAAGCGAAAACAGUAAUAAACCGGAGUUGAGUUAAUAGUUAGUAUCCAUCCAUCGAUUGGGGUGUCGAGAAAGCUUCAAACCCCUAAACUUCUGAGACUUGUCCUCAGGGCUUCUCGGAUUCUGUCUUCAUCGAGCUCUAAUGGCUGGAAGAGCAUGGUUGGUUGACAAAAACCGCAUUGCAACUAAAAUCUUGUGUGCAUCGGACCCCUGUCGUACGGUGUGGAACACCAAUCCUACUAGACAUUGUCCCAACUGUCAUCACCUCAUUGACAACAGCCAUGAAGUUGAUGACUGGCCAGGCUUGCCACGAGGUGUGAAGUUCGAUCCAUCUAAUCCAGAGAUCAUAUGGCAUUUGCUUGCAAAAACUGGUUCACUAGGUCUAACUCCCCACCCUUUCAUCGACGAGUUCAUCCCAACCGUUGAUCAAGACGAUGGAAUCUGUUACACUCAUCCUAAGAACUUACCAGGUGUCAAGCACGAUGGGACUAUGUCCCACUUCUUCCACAGAGCAAUCAAAGCUUACAGCACAGGAACUCGGAAGCGCAGAAAGAUUCACGACGAUGAUCUUGGCGAUGUGCGCUGGCACAAGACUGGGAGGACUAAGACUGUUGUGUUGGAUGGUGUUCAGAGAGGUUGCAAGAAGAUAAUGGUUCUCUAUGAAGGAAAAUCCGUGAAAACCAACUGGGUUAUGCAUCAGUAUCAUUUAGGAACAGACGAAGAUGAGAAGGAUGGUGAGUACGUUGUCUCUAAGAUAUUCUACCAGCAGCCUCAGCAGCAAGGAGUACUCAAAAAAGGUGGUGAUAAAGAUAAAGCUGAAGAGGAAGUCUCUGAAGAUAUAUUUGCUGCUGCAACGACGACUCCUAAAGCGGAUCCUGUCACUCCGAGAUUGUUUACACCUGAACCUAGUAGACAAGCUGUGCCACUUUGCUCAGAUUCUCACUUGCCAAAUGAAUAUGCUACUCCCCAAGAGGUUUCUCUUGCUGAGAGUAAGACAUCCGAGGCAAUGUAUAUGGAAGAUGAGGUUCAAGGGGCUCAACGUGAUCAUGAAAGACCAAGUUCCGAGGAUGAGCCUGCGCCUGAGACGGUGAUUGAAAACGGAGAUAAUGAGAUAAUGAGAUUUGAUAAAGAAGAUGAAAACGAUCAAGUAAACAAAGAAGGUGAAGAAAACCACGAAGAUGAGGAAGAAGGGAAUUGGUUGGACAGUGAUGGAUCUCAGUUUAUAUUGAACUCGCAACAGCUGGUGGAAGCCUUGUCUCUUUGCGAUGAUCUCUUGCAGGUGGGAUCACAGGACACAAACAAUGGAGGAGGAGGAGGAGGUUUAAGGAAUAAGCAGCAGCCAUGUUUUGGUGAUUACGCACACCUGGGAGGAACAGAUGACUUCAAACGGGAUCUGGAGGAUUGUCAGAAACUGAUUAUUGAUCCGUGCAACAUAGAGCUGGAUACUCCACCUGAGUUCCGUUUGAGCCAGCUGGAGUUUGGAUCACAGGAGAGCUUUCUCGCUUGGGGAACUGGAAAGACUGACUGACAAAACAGAACUCACACGAGAUGGAGACUAUGGGAACUCGCUGAUAUAUUUUUUUUGGUUGGCAAAACGGUGCUGUAUGAUAUUUUCCCUAUGUGCCUAAAGUGCUUGAGUUCGAAUUGUUUUUUGUUUUUGUUUUCGGAGUUAGAACAACUACUUCGGAACUUGUGUCUCUGAUACUUGCAAUGUGGUUCUUUUGUAAAUAGUGCUUUUGAGAUAAUGGAGCCUAAAACCUCCAUGUAUGGACU